CCCGAGCGGCGCCGCUGCUGCUGCUGCUGCUGCUGCUGGGUCUGCGCGCCCUUGUCCCCGGCCUCCGCCAUGCCGUCGCCGCUGUACCUCCGGCUGCCAGACGAGGCUCGGUCGAUCCCGCCCCCGCGGCUGUUCAACAGGGGCUCGGUCUACCUGGGCUUCCUGGGCUGGAUCAGCGUUUUGCUGGAGAACGCCAUCAGACAGAGGCCCGUCCUGAGAACGGGAGUCCAUCGCCAAGUCCUGGUCACAUCUCUUGGCUUCUAUCUAGGUUAUUACCUCUGUAAGCGAGCCAAUUACGAAUAUGCUUUAAAGGAUAGACAACUUUCAGAAUACAUAAGGCACCAUCCUGAGGACUUUAAGGGAAAAGAAAAGAAACGCAUGGCAGAAGUUCUGGAGAAUUUCCAUCCAAUUCGCUGAAGACCUUGCAAACAGUUGGUGUCUCACUCGUUGCUUUGUUAUCCCACGAGUAAUCUGUCGAGCGUGGGAUUUGUGCAUAACCUAUGUCAGUAGUUGAGAUGAAAUACUUGUUUCAAACACUUGGACCUUUAAUCUUAUCAUUAAAGCUAUGACUAAGUAA
Podarcis raffonei (Aeolian wall lizard) is the source of this 577-nucleotide messenger RNA. RefSeq names its product NADH:ubiquinone oxidoreductase subunit C2 (gene NDUFC2). Gene Ontology annotation, cellular component: mitochondrial inner membrane. Gene Ontology annotation, biological process: mitochondrial electron transport, NADH to ubiquinone. The record is from RefSeq and is a predicted model, not a curated record. The coding region runs from base 70 to 417 and encodes 115 amino acids. NCBI's taxonomy places the organism in Eukaryota, Metazoa, Chordata, Lepidosauria, Squamata, Lacertidae. The transcript is spliced from 3 exons.